AGCGGAGCGCGGAGCCGGAGGGAGAGAAGGAGGGACCGGCCGCCGGCGGCGGGGACAGGCGUGGGCAGCGGCGGCGGCGGCGGCGACAGCGCGAGGGCUCUAGCUCGGGUCUCUCUCUCUCCCCCUCGGUCUCCCCGCCUGCCCGGCGCCCAGGGGCCGGCAUGUCGGCCGUGGCCUGCGUGGAUUACUUCGCCGCCGAGUGCCUGGUGUCCAUCUCCACGGGUGCCGUGGUGCACCCGGCGGCCCUGCCCCGGCCCGAGCCCCCGCCCCCGGCCCCACCAGCCCCGGAUCCGCCGGCCCCGGGUGACUGCAGCCGUGAGGACCUGGAAGUGCGCGAGGCUCUGCAGGCGGCCGCGGCGCGCGGGGGCUCCCCGGCCCCGGGCCCCGGCCCCGCCGAGCCCCCCAACUUGCUGGCGGUGGCCAACAUCCUGACGGACCUGCGCGGGCCGCGCCCCGCCUCGGCUCACUCGGAGAGCGGCAGCAGCACCUCCUCGUCGUCCUCGUCCUGUUCCUGCAACGGGGACCCCGACGGCGCCCCCCCGGCCGGCCCGCCCGCCCCCACGGCCGCCGCCCACGCCGCCUCCCGCCGCUGCCACAGCCCUUCGCCGCCCAGCAAGCGCCACCCGUGCCGCUUCGAGGGCUGCUGCAAAGUUUACGGGAAGUCCUCCCACCUCAAGGCGCACAUGCGGACGCACACAGGUGAGCGUCCCUUUCCCUGCACGUGGUUGGGCUGCAUCAAGAAGUUUGCGCGUUCGGACGAGCUGGCCCGGCACUACCGGACACACACCGGCGAGAAGCGCUUCUCCUGCCCCAUCUGCACCAAGCGUUUCAUGAGGAGCGACCACCUGACCAAGCAUGCCCGUCGCCACCCCACCUUCCACCCCAGCAUGAUCAAGCGCCAGGGGGCCCGCAGCGUCUCCCCCAGCGACUCGCUGGCCUCCGCCCCCUGCAGCCUGGCGGGCAGCCCCAGUCCCAGCCCCGCGCCCAGCCCCGCUGCCUUCCUCUAGGGGGAAGAGCCCAGGAAGCUGCUGCCACUGCCCCAAUCUUCCACCGCUCCCUCACCCCCCUCGGGCCUCUGCAGAGCCACCCCCCGGACCUUCUGACUCUCCUCAAGUUGGCUGCCUCCCCAGACGGAGGGGCUCCCGGGCCCUCCCGGGCACAGACUGGGACACAAGGACCUUCCUUCCUUCCCCCGGGGCCACGUGAUUUUAUAUUUUUAACCACCGAGCUGAUGGGAGGGGGGUGGGGGGGGGUGUAUUGGACCACUGGGGACUGGGACAGAGAAUAGCACCAGCAUUUGCCUGGGGGGCUGCCCCCUGGGGUCUCUGCCAUCCAUUUGGGCCAUCUUUGCCCCAGGGAUUCCCUGAGGGGUGAGGGUGUGUGGGUGGUUGGAGGGAGGGGGACAGCAAAGCUUAGAGCCCCAGUUGUCAGCAUCCUUAAGGACUCUCCUCCCUUCCCUGUGGAGGGAAAGGGCUCUGGGAUUGAAGUUUUAGGGUCAGAAUUCUUGGGCCUCUGUGAAUAUUCUUUUUUUUUUUCCUUUUUAAACCUGUGGAGGCUCCACGGACUCUUCCUAAGGCGAGCCCUAAGCAGAGCACACAUCCCAGGGUGGGGGCAGAGGGGCACCCCCGCACCCGGGCCUUGAAGGCAGCUGGCAACAUUGGAGACAGAAAAUAAUGCUUUCUAUUUCUGUACAUAGUGAUGAUGAUGAUGAUUAUUAUUAAUAAUAUUUUUUUUUAAUAUUGAUUAAAUGUGGAAUCCAGGUUUGAUGA
Messenger RNA from Sarcophilus harrisii (Tasmanian devil), 1769 nucleotides. RefSeq names its product Kruppel like factor 16 (gene KLF16). Gene Ontology annotation, biological process: regulation of transcription by RNA polymerase II. Gene Ontology annotation, molecular function: DNA-binding transcription factor activity, RNA polymerase II-specific; RNA polymerase II cis-regulatory region sequence-specific DNA binding. The transcript is spliced from 2 exons. NCBI's taxonomy places the organism in Eukaryota, Metazoa, Chordata, Mammalia, Dasyuromorphia, Dasyuridae. Bases 162 to 1007 code for a protein of 281 amino acids. The record is from RefSeq and is a predicted model, not a curated record.